This is a messenger RNA of Salvia splendens (bonfire salvia), 1291 nucleotides long. Its product is annotated as cyclic dof factor 2. The record is from RefSeq and is a predicted model, not a curated record. Gene Ontology annotation, molecular function: DNA binding; DNA-binding transcription factor activity. Gene Ontology annotation, biological process: regulation of DNA-templated transcription. The transcript is spliced from 2 exons. The coding region runs from base 276 to 1175 and encodes 299 amino acids. NCBI's taxonomy places the organism in Eukaryota, Viridiplantae, Streptophyta, Magnoliopsida, Lamiales, Lamiaceae.
CAUUUAACAUUAACUCAAAAUUAUAGAGCUGAAAAUGAUAAAUUUUGGUGGACCCACCCAAAAAAACUUGUGGCUCAGAAAAUCAGAUCCCUAAUGACGUGACACUAACACCAUUACCAAAUACCAACAUCCCUCCAAACAUAUCUAAAUCCUUCCAACUAGCUUUGCCAACUAAGCUUUUUUUCAUUUUUCAUAAUCUUUUCCAGAACUACUCUUCAUUUUCAAGAUUUUAGUUUACUUUCUCACCCUGAGAUUAGCAGCGGAGAGAGGUUAAGAUGGUGAAGGAGCCGGAGAUAAAGCUGUUCGGUCGGAAGAUUUGUUUUCCGGAUAACGGCGCCGCCGGAGAACGUUCCAGUGAUUGCGAUCGCUGCUUGGAGAAUAGUAAAGGAGAAGAAAUUGGAAGGCAGGAGCAGAGAGAUGAGGAGGUAGCAAAGAGAGAAACCUGCGAAACUAGUGCAGAAAAUGAGGAAUCACAGAGCAGUGCUCCACCGGAAUCCGACGAAGAGAAGGGCGGAGCAGCCAAUUCGGAGCGAAAAGCCCUAAAGAAGCCGGACAAAAUCAUCCCUUGCCCCCGGUGCAACAGCAUGAACACCAAAUUCUGCUACUACAACAACUACAACGUCAACCAGCCCCGCCACUUCUGCAGGGGCUGCCAGAGGUACUGGACGGCCGGGGGCACAAUGCGCAACGUUCCCGUUGGCGCGGGCCGACGCAAGAACAAGACCUCCCGCCACCUUACCAUCGACGGAUUCCACAGCCCAAACGCCACUGUCCUUUCCUUCUCACACCAAAUGCCCUGUUCUAGCAACAGAGGAGCGCCAAACCAUGGAUUUGCAUGGCCUUUUACCGCGGUUAUCCCUCCAAUGCCGUACUGUUUGUGGAAUGGUUGGAAUCUGGCAGCAGCAGACGCUGAGUCAGCGCUAGGGAAGCGUUCUAGGAGUGGGGAGGUUGUGGUGCCGAAGACGUUGAGGAUGGAUGAUCCGGAAGAAGCUGCGAGAAGCUCUAUAUGGUCGACUCUCCGGAUCAAGUAUGAUUCCCUUAGUCGAGAAGGCCUUUUCAAGGCCUUGCAGCCCAAGGAUUGUGGCAAGAAACCGGCAAUGGCGGCUGCCGGGCCUCUGCUGCAAGCCAAUCCGGCAGCUCUGUCGCGGUCCUUUGCGUUCCAAGAGCGUGCCUGAUUGGGCUUUGGUGUUGUGUUUAGUAGUUUUGCUUAAUGUAGAUAAGUUUUGUACAAGUUGUAUAUACUGAGUUAAAAGUUGUUCCAGAUGUAGAUUAUACUGUCUAUUUUUGCUAA